Penicillium daleae is the source of this 963-nucleotide messenger RNA. RefSeq lists its product as uncharacterized. Lineage: Eukaryota; Fungi; Ascomycota; Eurotiomycetes; Eurotiales; Aspergillaceae. The transcript has 2 exons. The coding region runs from base 1 to 963 and encodes 320 amino acids. The record is from RefSeq and is a predicted model, not a curated record.
AUGGAGUACUCCCGCUUCCCAAUUCUUCCCAUCCCGGCUUUGCUUCGGCGUCGGCUAUCCCGACUCUACUCGUCCCACAGGGCUGUAGCCGAUAACAAGCCGGGCGGGGCCUGGCGAAAUGAUUUGACCACCUUGUCCGAGCCGCAUCUGCCUGUCCAGGGCCGGCUUUUGGCGCGAGCGGCGACUGAAGCGCAACGGCCUUCGACGGCGAGUGAUGACCUGGGCUCCUUGGAUUCCGGAUCGAUGGAAUCCAAUAGUCCACCCGUGGAAGAGGUAGGCUCUCCUACCAAAUACGAGACCGAAUCGGGGUUGCGAUGGAACCGGGUUGUACCUGCAUUUAACCUCCUCCGAAACGCUGGGUAUGAAGCCCAACAACCACAAGCAGAUGGCCGCCUUGCUCGAUCCCUCUAUAUCAGUGCCGUGAUGUAUCUGCUCGAUGCACUCCCUUCGGAUCUCACACCCGACGAAACAACGAUGCUCCAACACCGCCUGCCCGAGCAAGUGAAAGACGCAGUUGCAAUCUCUUCACAGCCGCGAAUAGCUCAUUUGGAUGGAAUUGCACAGUCCAGAGCUAUUCCGCCACCGAGGUCGCACCUCCACCGGCUACUCGCUUCGAGUAUUGUGCAGAUCUUCCUUAUCAUUCGAUUCUUAUUGCCGUACUUUAGGCUCUUCCUCCGCCAAGUAUACGAGUAUGAACGAUCGCAUCGAAUCACCGAGCGGAUUGUCACGACUACGUUAGACGCGGCGGAUGGAUUGGGCAGAAGUAGUGCCAAUAUCAGCUCUGCUGUUUGCAAGCUGAAUGAAGGCAGGGUUGGGGCUGUGGUAGGAAAUCUUGCCAGCUGGUGGAUUGAGGGUGUUGCGGGGGGUAUUUAUGAAGGUGUAGGCGAAGGCAUGAUGCAUUUGGGAUUGUUGAAACCUGGCUUAGAAUUUGAUAGAUUGGCACUAUCCAUAGAGAGACGUUAG